CCUCACACGCAGGGUGUGCAGAGAUGCCCAGACCGAGGUCCAAGGAGAGAGACAUGCACACACACAGAGACAGCCAGAGACCCACAGAGAGAGAAAAGACAGAGAUUCCUAGAAAGACUUGCAAAGAAAGGGGAAAUGGAGAGGCCGAUGUGCACAAAGCACAUCAGAGACCACCAAACAAGGCAGAAAUAGGGACUUAAAGAGGGACAAGGCAGAGACAUAGAGGAAGACACGGAGGCAGAGCCAAAGAAAGACAUAAAUGAGGUCACACGCAUUCAUAUGCCAGUAGACAGAUUUACAGAAAUUGACAGAUUCACCCCCGGAAAUGCAGAGACAAAAAUGCAUGGGGAGACACAGGGAGUGAAAACACAGACUCAGAGAGACCCAGAGAGACAGCCCCUGGAGAAAUGCCCAGAAAAAGAAACAGAGAUGAUACGCAGGGAGAGACAGAGACAUUGAGAGGCAGGAGGGGCGGCUGGCUCCCUUAGGGUUCAAGGUCGUGGUCGGCUGUGGGUAAGGGGAAGGGGGGCAGGAAUACCCAACAGCUCAGUGUCAGAUGAAGGUGGGGGAGUGUGAGGUCGCGGGCCUGACACCACACCCUCUCCCCUCCCCCGACCCACACCUGCUUCCCGGCUUUAGCGCCUGUUGUCACCAGGAUGGAAUCCUGGUGGCAGACAAAGUGGUGGGGGUGGGAGGGGGUUGACAGAGACAGAGACACACAGGUGGAGGGUCCCAGAGACAAAAGAGAGAUGGACAGUAUCAGAGAUGCAGAGAGGCCCGAAGAGACACAGAAACCGGGACAAGAGCCUUAUAAGAGGAAGCACCCCUUGUGCUCUUUUUGUUAGUAAGUAUUCUCUGAGGACCUACUGUGUGCCAAGCCCAGGGACUUCAAAGCAUCGGGUUCAGCGUGCUGUAAGGGAGGUGGGGAGUCCGGAGGUUGGAGGUCACCUGACCCAGUCUAGGUUCAAGGCCAUGCUGAUGGGGUGAAGGGGUCCCUAGACCCCCAGGAGGUGCCAGGAUCCUGAAUAUGCAGCCAAAGAGGGGGCAGGGCAGCCUCUGAGCUGGACUCUGGGUCUGAGAGAGGAAUUCUCAGGCCCUCCCUCUCCCCUGGGGGGCGGGGCUGAGACUCCACUAUAAACCGGGGGUGCUUCCACUUGCUGGGUCAGCAACAGAUCUGCCCUGCCCAUUUGCUCACCGACUCUGCAGACUCAGCCUUAGGUGACACAGGAUGUCGGACACCGAGGAGCAGGAGUAUGAGGAGGAGCAGCCCGAAGAAGAGGAGGCCGCGGAGGAGGAGGAGGAAGCCGCCGAGGAGCCGGAGCCCGUGGCAGAGCGAGAAGAGGAGCGCCCCAAACCAAGGCCUGUGGUCCCUCCACUGAUCCCCCCCAAGAUCCCAGAAGGGGAACGUGUGGACUUCGAUGACAUCCACCGCAAGCGCAUGGAGAAAGAUCUGCUGGAGCUGCAGACGCUCAUCGACGUGCAUUUUGAACAGCGGAAGAAAGAGGAAGAGGAGCUCAUUGCGUUGAAAGAGCGCAUUGAGCGGCGCAGAGCUGAGAGAGCUGAGCAGCAGCGCUUCCGAACGGAGAAGGAGCGUGAGCGUCAGGCUAAGCUGGCGGAGGAGAAGAUGCGGAAGGAGGAGGAAGAGGCCAAGAAGCGAGCUGAGGAUGACGCUAAAAAGAAGAAGGUUCUGUCCAAUAUGGGAGCCCAUUUUGGGGGUUACCUGGUCAAGGCAGAACAAAAGCGUGGUAAGCGCCAGACAGGUCGGGAGAUGAAACUACGUAUCCUGUCUGAGCGUAAAAAGCCUCUGAACAUUGACCACAUGGGAGAAGACCAGCUCCGGGAGAAGGCCCAGGAAUUGUCGGACUGGAUCCACCAGCUGGAGUCUGAGAAGUUUGACCUGAUGGAGAAGCUGAAGCAGCAGAAGUAUGAGAUCAACGUGCUGUACAACCGCAUCAGCCAUGCCCAGAAGUUCCGGAAGGGGGCAGGGAAGGGCAGAGUUGGAGGUCGCUGGAAGUGAGGCCCCGGAGCCAGAGCCUGAGCCAGAGCCUCUGGGGCAUGGAUCCCAUCUGUGGUUGAAAUAAACACGCCCCCUGCAGGCCA
Messenger RNA from Nyctereutes procyonoides (raccoon dog), 2100 nucleotides. RefSeq names its product troponin T1, slow skeletal type (gene TNNT1). Gene Ontology annotation, biological process: slow-twitch skeletal muscle fiber contraction; regulation of muscle contraction; sarcomere organization. Gene Ontology annotation, molecular function: troponin T binding; tropomyosin binding. The transcript has 14 exons. Gene Ontology annotation, cellular component: troponin complex. NCBI's taxonomy places the organism in Eukaryota, Metazoa, Chordata, Mammalia, Carnivora, Canidae. Bases 1229 to 2017 code for a protein of 262 amino acids. The record is from RefSeq and is a predicted model, not a curated record.